Messenger RNA from Gasterosteus aculeatus aculeatus (three-spined stickleback), 2283 nucleotides. RefSeq names its product solute carrier family 35 member D2 (gene slc35d2). The record is from RefSeq and is a predicted model, not a curated record. Lineage: Eukaryota; Metazoa; Chordata; Actinopteri; Perciformes; Gasterosteidae.
GAGUUUUGAAGUUAACAUAAAGUUGUUGCCACCUUGGUGCAGAAGCGGAGCGGUGUUUGUUGUUUUAUUAAUAUUGUGAAGUACAGGCGAACCAUAAACCCUCGGCUGCGUAUAUAUCGCAGCUCUUAAACUUAGAUAUAAACUUAAAGACAAAAAAGUUAAAGACAAUUAAAGAUAAAGCACGCUUACUGGCCUGCAAAAUCAACCAAAACCGGACAGACGUUUUUAAUUGCAGACCAGACAACACGCCGGGACCAGAGCUAAUAACUUAUUAGAAUAACGUUUGCACGUGAACACUAGUGAGCAUCGAGGUUGAUAUCCGACGUCAUGCACACAUCUUUUUUUUUUUCUUUACCUUUUCGUUUGUACAACCAGGAAGUAGUUGAGUCCUCCGCGCAUGCGCAGUCGUGCAGUAGUGAAACGUCUCCCGACAGGUGUCUCCGCAACAUUUGACGAUGUCCUCCGACUCUUGUCCAGGAGCCGCUGAGCACUCCGGGCUGCUGAAGCUUUACUCCGCCAUGUUCUACGCCGGCAGUUCGUUCGUCAUCACGGUGGUGAAUAAAACGGUGCUGACGAGCUUCAGAUUUCCCUCCUACAUGUGUCUGGGAAUUGGCCAGAUGCUCGCCACACUUGUUGUCCUUUAUGCUGCCAAAAUGAGCAAAAGAGUCCAAUUUCAAGAUUUUGAUAGAAGUAUUCCCUUUAAAAUUUUCCCGCUUCCUUUGCUUUUUAUUGGGAACCAUAUAACAGGACUGGCAAGCACCAAAAAACUCAGUUUACCCAUGUUUACAGUACUUCGGAAAUUCACCAUUUUGAUGACGAUGACCUUGGAAGUAUAUAUAUUAAGAAAAACAUUCCCCAAACGCCUCGUGUACAGUGUUGUGACCGUAGUCCUCGGUGCCAUGGUUGCUGCCUGUUCAGACCUGGCCUUUGAUCUGGAGGCCUACUCCUUCAUCCUGCUCAAUGACGCCUUCACCGCGGCGAGCGGCGUGUACACCAAGCAGAAGCUGGACACGGAGGGCCUCGGGAAGUAUGGUGUCUUAUUUUACAAUGCACUAAUCAUUGUCAUCCCCACCUUCUUGGCAAGUGCUUUAACUGGAGAUCUACAGCAGGCGGUCACAUUUCAGGACUGGGUUGAGGUCACUUUUAUUUUUUGCUUCCUCAUGUCCUGCUUCAUGGGGUUCGUGCUGAUGUAUUCCAUAGUCCUGUGCAGCUACUAUAACUCUGCACUCACUACAACAGUAGUGGGGGCAAUAAAGAAUGUUGCAGUAGCGUACAUCGGCAUCUUCGUGGGUGGAGACUACCUGUUCUCUUGGACCAACUUCCUAGGCCUCAGCAUUUGCAUGUCAGGUGGGCUCAUGUACUCGUAUCUCACCUUCAUCGACAAGCCGCCUGGAAGCAACGCAGGAGGAUCCCCACAGCUGAAGAUUCAGACGUAGAAGCUUCUACGGGGACGUUCUCUGCAAACUAAACGUGCGGCGUUUUAGCUCUCGCCGUCGGGUGGCAUCGAUGCUCCAUAUUGGAGCGUGGUUUUACACUUUUAUUUCUAAGAUCGGUGGACUGCACUCGUACAGCGCUGCUGUUGUCUGCCGCUUGCUACACGUCAUUUGCCAUGCUGAUUAUCCCGAUUGAAGGCCGUCCCCGCGCUUUGCCUGUCCAAGUGCAUACGUUUGUUUAAAAUCAAGGAAGUGAUUUACAAAAAAAGAAAAAGAAAAGAAUUGUCAUUGAUGCAAUAAAACUUUCAUUUCAAUUUUAAACAGUGACUGAAUAACUUCAGAAGACGUUGAAUGUUAUGAGUCAGGAUGGGUGAAUGUUUAUUGAAAACCAACAAUUGUAUAACAGUGUUGACAGCCGCUCAGAGAGAUCUUACCUAUUAACAUGUGUAAUUAAAUGUCUACCAAGCAAGCAGGGUCACUCUACAUAUGUCAAAAACAUGGCAACUGUUGGGGGCUGUUAGCGGAGGGGAAAACUGAAAACUAAAAUUGAACCUCAGAGCUCUCCUGUAAAUUGUGCACACUCGAUAUUCUAACAUAAUGUGAAUAUAUAUUUAUAUAUUAAAUGCCAUAAUCUUCUCAAACCACAAAACUACAGGUUAGAAAUGCUCAAAAAUAUACUAUAAUUGGGUAAAAAAUAAAUCAUUUGGCGUCUUGAUUAUCCACAUUUCUCUUGCUUUCCAGUUUCACCGUAAAUCCAUGCGAGUCAAAUGUCAAAGGGCCAGAGUGACCGGGAUGUGAUGAGAGGCUUCUUACAGUGUUGAAAGAUGUAGUGUUGCUCUAAAAAAAAAAA